Molecule: messenger RNA, 3147 nt
Organism: Amphibalanus amphitrite
Lineage: Eukaryota; Metazoa; Arthropoda; Thecostraca; Balanomorpha; Balanidae
Product: low-density lipoprotein receptor-related protein 1B-like
Exons: 1
Coding region: 37-2640 (867 amino acids)
Molecular function (GO): protein binding
Source: RefSeq, a predicted model, not a curated record
GUCGACCGGCGGCUCAGUCGGGCCGCGCGGGGCACCAUGGCGCGACGCGUCGCGGCGCUGGCUCUGGGGCUGCUGGUGACGCUGGCGCUGGCCAGCAGCACACGUGCCAAGCGUUGCUCCGACUCUGAGCACGAGUGUCCGCACGGUGGCCCAUGCCUGCCCAAGACGGCACUCUGCAACGGCUUUUCAGACUGCCCGGACGGCUCAGACGAGACCAAAUGUGGCGAGACAGACUGCGUCAACGGCAAGUUCACCUGCCCCAACGGCAAGUGUCUUCGCCCGUCCUGGGUCUGCGACGGUGACGACGAUUGUGGCGACGGUGCCGACGAGGCCGGCUGCGACCCGUCCACGUGCGGACCGGGCCGGAUUAGAUGUGCUGACAGUGGCCGCUGCCUGUCCGACUCCUGGCGAUGUGACGGCGAGAAGGACUGUCUCGACGGCAGUGAUGAAAUGGACUGUUCAACUGCCGUGACAUGCCCACCCGACCAUUUCCAGUGUGUGGAAUCAGAGCGCUGCAUUAGGAGUCGCUGGCGCUGUGACGGUCAAGAAGACUGUGGUGACGGGUCAGACGAGGUUGGCUGCGACCCGUCCACGUGCGGACCGGGCCGGAUUAGAUGUGCUGACGGUGGUCGCUGCCUGUCCGACUCCUGGCGAUGUGACGGCGAGAAGGACUGUCUCGACGGUAGUGAUGAAAUGGACUGUUCAACUGCCGUGACAUGCCCACCCGACCAUUUCCAGUGUGUGGAAUCGGAGCGCUGCAUUAGGAGUCGCUGGCGCUGUGACGGUGAAGAAGACUGUGGUGACGGGUCAGACGAGGUUGGCUGUGACAUCCCGACGACGACGUCCGCCCCGUCAUGCAAGUCAGGUCAGUUCUCCUGUGCCAACGGAAAGUGCAUCGCCGGCUCGAAGCGCUGUGACGGCGAAGAUGACUGUGGCGAUGAUGCUGACGAAACUGGCUGCGAUGCCUCCACGUCUUCGGGCUCACCUUGCGCGUCAGGUAAGUACAUGUUCACCUGCAACAACGGCAGGUGCAUCCCAGACUGGUGGCGCUGCGAUGGUGAGGAGGACUGUGAGGAUGGUUCUGAUGAGGCCGAGUGCGACGUUUCCACGACGACGACGACGACGUCUGUGCCGACGUGCGUGCUGACAGAGUUCACCUGUCCCAACGGCAAGUGUCUUCGUCAGUCUAGGGUCUGCGACGGCGAGGAUGACUGCGGCGACGGCUCAGACGAGCUCGGCUGCGAGGAGAGUGGAUGUGAGGAGAAUCAAUUCCGCUGUGCCAGCGGUCUGUGUCUGGCCGCCAUUCGCUGGGUCUGUGACGGCGAUGACGACUGCGGUGACGGCUCAGAUGAGCUCGGCUGCAGCAACUGCACGGCCGUUACCCAGUUCCUGUGCGACAACGGCGAAUGCCUGCGAACACGACGUUCUGUCUGUGACGGCAUCGACGAUUGUGGGGACGGUUCCGACGAGCGCAACUGCACGGCCGCCUGCUCAGAACAGCAGUUCUCCUGCGGCGGUGCCGAGUGCAUCGCGCUCUCGGCACGCUGCGACGGCGCUCUGGACUGUCACGACGGACGUGACGAGCUCAACUGCACCUCGUGUACAGACACCGAGUUUCGCUGCUCCAGUGGCAGCUGCGUGUCCCGCCAGAAGCUCUGCGACGGUACCAAAGACUGUGACGAUGGCUCCGACGAACUGGCGUGCAACGUUACCUGCAACGACGACCAGUUCUCGUGUGGCGACCGGUGCAUCCUGAUCACCAGCCGAUGCGAUGGUCGGCCGGAGUGUGCCGACGCGCGCGAUGAGGCCAACUGCCCCGACACCGGCUGCCGACAGCACGAGUUCCGCUGUGCCGAUGGACGCUGUCUGACGGCCGAGCAGCGCUGUAACGGAGACGACGAGUGCGGCGAUGGAUCGGACGAAGUCGGCUGUGGUAACUGCACGCUGGCCUCGCAGUUCCGCUGCGACAGUGGCCGGUGCGUGCCGGCUCGGUGGCUAUGUGAUGGCCAGGACGACUGUGGUGACAACUCGGAUGAGCGCGGUUGCGGCGCACCGCCCGCGUGUCCUGUCGACCAAUUCCACUGCUCCAGCGGCUCCGAUGAACCGAUCGACUGUAUCAUGCGGCUGUGGGUGUGUGAUGGCGAGAAGGACUGCGCAGACGGCUCAGACGAGGCCGACUGCGGCACCCUGGAGACGUGCGGCACCCACUUCAGCUGCGACUUCGGCCGCUGUGUCAGACCCGCCUGGGUGUGCGACAACGUCACUGACUGCCGUGACGGCAGCGACGAGGCGGCCUGCGGCACCGCCGGCACCUGCGGUGACGACCACGUCAUCUGCGGCGACGGCCGCUGCCUCGUGGCCGCCGCGCGCUGUAACGGAAUCGACGACUGCGCCGACGGUUCGGACGAGCACGACUGCGUCGAGCUGCUGGGACCGGACCCGCUGCCGGGCGGCGGCCUGAGGUCAGGUCAGGUGCAGCUGGCACGCCAGUACCUGCAGAGGGCCUACGUGCUGCUGCGGGCCAAGGAGACGCCCGCAGCCAUGCAGGCGCUGGCCAAGGCGAUGGUGCUGCUGCCGGUGACGGAGAGGCCGCGGCCUACCGUCGAUCCGUCCGCGGUGCCGCUGUCGGGGCUCCCGUGACCCUGACCGUAUCACCAACAACGUGGGGCAAGGGCUUUACUGUAUUCAUUUUGGCAUUACUCAGCUGCCUUGUGGUGGUUCAGGGUGGCCUUUUACAUGACGUCUUAUGAUCGCACGAAGCACUUUGGCAUUAUCAAGUAUCAACAACUAUCAACUGUGUAUGCUGAGAAGCAAUUGAACAUUGCGCGAAGUUGCAAGCUGGAAUUGGUAUACAGAACAUUGUUAACAGCCAGUUAUACCUAUGCAUUCCAUUCAGUUUGAUGCCACUGAGGUCCUGUAACCUGUUGCAUUCUUUGCUUUUUCCAGGAAUGGAAGUCUUUUUGUUCUUAGGCGUUGUCCACUAGUCAUGCCGUCAUAUUGAGGUCAUUACCAUGACGGCCGUGAAUUACAAUGUCUCAUUUUCAAUGACUAGCAGCGUCUUCAUGCAUCAAUCAUCGUUCGCCUUUGCUGAUGUGUUCAGUCUAUGACAAUAAAUUGUGAUCACCGCCGUGCAAAAUCGCAUUCCUC